Messenger RNA from Vitrella brassicaformis, 2374 nucleotides. The record is from the annotation of a GenBank genome assembly. NCBI's taxonomy places the organism in Eukaryota, Vitrellaceae.
CUAAGCAUUGACCGUGAUCGCAACCGAGUCACUUCACACACACAAGUGGCUUCCACUGACACAUACAAGCACCUGUUGUUUCCAUCAUGGCCAUGCUGUGACAUGUACAUGUAUGACAGUCUUCUUCACAGGCACAUAGCGCAUACUAUCUGACAUGACAUUAUUCAUGCCAUUCGCUGGCGCAUGCAUCGAUCUGUUGAUCUCAUUGAGUGAAAGGGACCUCCUUUGUGCCCCCACUCCAUCCCUUUGAGGUGUCUAUAUGUAUGUAUUCGUGCACUUCAGUGGUAGACACAGAUACAUACAUAACAUACAUACAGGGGGAGCAGAGAGAGCAGGACUGUUAGUAGUUACAUAGCUGUAGAGCCGAGAGGGAAAAAGAGUCCCGCCUGGCCUGGCUAUUUAUUUUGCCCUGCCGCUGGCUAGGCCCAAUGAAACAUACAAGCUUGUACACACAGUCAGUUCGGCCGAGCACCUUGUCGAUAAAUGCUGCAUAUAUCACCCAAACACAGACACGGCAAGAGACGGAAAAAGUACGUCAGGCUCGUGCAGGCGUCUUGCUCGCCACUGCACCGGUGUAUGUGUGCGCAUAGCAAGACAAAAAAGAGUGGCAUUGCCACGUGUGUAGGCACUACGUGUGGCACGCUCUGCGUCUAUGUAUGCCACAGAAAUUACACAACGUUGCCGCCGGCAUAUUGGUUGAGAAAAUCUUCAACGAACUCGACACUCACAUCGAAUCGCUUGGCGAGAUCCUCUGUCGACACACACGCGAGACAGGAAGACAUAUAUCGCAUUCGUUCGGGUGCAUAAUUGUAUGAAUGCCCCGUACCAAUCACUCCCUGCUGUUCAUCAACGUCCAGUUUAUCAAACUCGGCGAAGAAGUUGUCCAGCCAGUUCUGCUGGGCAUCUGUCACUUGCUCAGCAAUUGCAGCAGCUUCACUUGCAGCAGGUGUGGGCGUGGGUUUGAUUCCUUGAACGAGAUCGAAGAAAUAGAACACAAAGCCCGCAACUGUACACACACAGGCAAGCCACAACACAAACAAGACAUCAGACGCAUUCGGUAGGUCUGUCUGUCUGCACAUUGAUUGCCCGCCUGCUUACGGAUAAACUCCUUUUGAAUUUCGUUCAGAGGGCCACCAUCGAAGUUUGCGAAAAGAGCGACGAACGCAGCCGCUGCACGCACGAAAGGAUUGACGCACAAAAGGGAAGAGAAGACACAUUUCACAUACCCGCUGCUCUGCGUCUCUCUCUCUCUCUCGCUCUGUGUGUGUGUGUGUGUGUCUGAGUGUCUUAGUUUUCUCUCAUACUGAUAGCAGCUUCUACGUCCGGAUCUUCAAGCUUGGCAACGCAUUUGAAGAAGGCCUCUACCACCAGCUCGAUCACGUCGAGGCUGAAGCCUGGUUUGAGGACCAGCAAGAUGUCCACGCACUUCUCAGCAGACGAGGUACGGUUGAGGGGCAGGGGCUCGCCUCCUCGUCCGCCGCUGGUAUCAGGUGUGACGGCCGCGUCCCAGCUCGCAAGAUCAGUUUCAUCCCCACACCGCUCAAUCUCUUCGCGAGCGGCAACUGCAGGAAAGGAGAAGGCGGGGAUCUUCAUUGCUCACAUGCAUCUUAUCCUGGCUUACAGAUUGUGAGCCUGGCCUCGUCAGCGUUUUCAGUAUUGGCCUCUGCCCAGGCGACAUACUCGUCGGCGAGCGCGUCUUGCAGCUCAGGCGAACCAUCCAGGGCCACAAACGUCAGACCUGCACAGGUGACAAACUGGCGUCUGUUUAUAUCAAGCCGUUCAUCAAACAUACCGACUGCCUCAUUCACCAACUGUUUUUCCAGAAACGUGUUCAAGAUGCAGUUAGUGAAAAAGGUUGAGACCUCCGCCACGUCGGUAGGCAACUCCGCGCAGGCCGCUGGCAGAGCGCCACCAAGGAAAUUCUCCGCAAGUUCCGUCAGCGUGCAAGCCUGUUCCUUCUUGGCGGGUUCAUCGUGCGCCGCCAUCUUGCCGAGUUGUUUGCCCAUCUCGGUUAUGACGUGCGUGACAUCACUGAUGACCGGCUUGCCGUCAGCCUGAUAUGACGCAUCAGAGUACACUGUCAGGGAAACAGAAAACGAUAUGAUCCGGCGUCGCGUACGGCGGUUUCAAUGUCUUGGAUAAUGCCCGCGAUGGCACGGGGGAGAGCAUCGACGUCACCGCCAUCUACACACAUGCAUGGCACUGACCAAGCACUCCCUGACCGCCAUCUGUGACUCACCUUCUGUUGACGGGAGGAAUUUUUUCUCCUCCGGUAAGGCCGACGCCGUUUGGAUGAGAGCCACCAAUGCGGCCACCGCCACUAUGUCCGUCUUCAUUACUUGAUGCUCUGAUGCUUGGACAAUACAAUACCGCG